Hemiscyllium ocellatum (epaulette shark) is the source of this 2408-nucleotide messenger RNA. RefSeq names its product achaete-scute homolog 3-like. Gene Ontology annotation, cellular component: RNA polymerase II transcription regulator complex. The coding region runs from base 104 to 745 and encodes 213 amino acids. Gene Ontology annotation, molecular function: RNA polymerase II transcription regulatory region sequence-specific DNA binding; protein dimerization activity; DNA-binding transcription factor activity, RNA polymerase II-specific. The record is from RefSeq and is a predicted model, not a curated record. The transcript is spliced from 2 exons. Gene Ontology annotation, biological process: positive regulation of transcription by RNA polymerase II. Lineage: Eukaryota; Metazoa; Chordata; Chondrichthyes; Orectolobiformes; Hemiscylliidae.
GGUUGUUUAUGGAUUCUACGACCAGUCCAACUUUAUUUUGCCUCUAGUGAACUGUGUCCAGAUAUUAUUCUCCAAUACGUUCCAGCACAGCGCAGCAGCCAAUAUGAUCGAAAGCUCCAUGGCGAUGGCAUCCCCGGAAAGUUACGUGUAUCAGAUGGAGGCGGAAAGUUACGACAGUCUGCUGGAGAGGAUCACGUUCGGCGAGGCCGCCUGCAUGCAACUGACUCCACCGGUCCCUGCCGAUCUCUCCGGUUUCCCGUGUACCGAGCCCCCCAGACUGAGGCACCCUGACGACAUGCCAAUGCUGUCCUGCGCCGAGCGCUCCUGCACGGAUGCCUUUGCAAACGAUGCCUACCCGACCUGGCACUAUUACUCCCCGCUCCCCUUCGCCAGCCCGUUCGGAGGGGGCUACGACUAUUCCUACGAGCCGGCCUUCAUCCGCAAGCGCAACGAGAGGGAGAGGCAGAGGGUGAAGUGCGUGAACGAGGGCUACGCGCAGCUCAGGCAGCACCUGCCGCAGGAGCUCACUGACAAGAGGCUCAGUAAAGUGGAGACCCUCCGGGCCGCCAUCAAGUACAUCCGGGAACUGCAGGCGCUGCUGGCCGUGCGCGUGGAGCACGCCGAGCACCAGCCGCCCGCCGACGCCGUCUCCCAGGCAACGGAUGCCCUGGAAACCGCCGCCCACGGGGCCGCCUCCGGGGCGCCCUCUGGGGACGGGGCGAGCAAGCGGCAAAUCCGCCACUGAGGCGGUGGGGGCGAGAGCAAGAACCAGCGCAGCUCACUCCCUGCUCACCUCCCAAUUCACCCACUCCCUGCUCACCCCACUCCCUGCUCACCUCCCAAUUCACCCCACUCCCUGCUCACCUCCCAAUUCACCCCACUCCCUGCUCACCUCCCAAUUCACCCCACUCCCUGCUCACCUCCCAAUUCACCCCACUCCCUGCUCACCUCCCAAUUCACCCCACUCCCUGCUCACCUCCCAAUUCUCCCCACUCCCUGCUCACCUCCCAAUUCUCCCCACUCCCUGCUCACCUCCCAAUUCUCCCCACUCCCUGCUCACCUCCCAAUUCUCCCCACUCCCUGCUCACCUCCCAAUUCACCCCACUCCCUGCUCACCCCACUCCCUGCUCACCUCCCAAUUCACCCCACUCCCUGCUCACCUCCCAAUUCUCCCCACUCCCUGCCCACCCUAAUCCCUACUCAUCUUUAUCCCUACUCACCUUAAUCCCUGCUCACCCACUUCCUGUUCACUCACUCUCUGCUCACCUCUCAAUUUACCCACUCCCUGUUCACUCUAAUCCAUGUUCACCCACUCCCUGCUCACAUCCCAACACAACCACUCCCUGCUCACCUCCCAAUUCACCCACUCCCUGCUCACCCCACUCCCUGCUCACCUCCCAAUUCACCCCACUCCCUGCUCACCUCCCAAUUCACCCACUCCCUGCUCACCUCCCAAUUCACCCACUCCCUGCUCACCUCCCAAUUCACCCCACUCCCUGCCCACCCUAAUCCCUACUCAUCUUUAUCCCUACUCACCUUAAUCCCUACUCACCUUAAUCCCUGCUCACCCACUUCCUGUUCACUCACUCUCUGCUCACCUCUCAAUUUACCCACUCCCUGUUCACUCUAAUCCAUGUUCACCCACUCCCUGCUCACAUCCCAACACAACCACUCCCUGCUCACCUUCCAAUUCACCCACUCUCUGUUCAGUCUAAUCCAUGUUCACCCACUCCCUGCUCACCUCCAAUUCACCCCACUCCCUGCUCACCUCCCAAUUCACCCCACUCCCUGCCCACCCUAAUCCCUGCUCACCUUAAUCCCUACUCACCUUAAUCCCUACUCACCUUAAUCCCUGCUCACCUCUCAAUUUACUCCAUUCCCUGCUCACUUCCCAACACAACCACUCCCUGCUCACCUCCCAAUUCACCCACUCUCUGUUCACUCUAAUCCAUGUUCACCCACUCCCUGCUCACAUCCCAACACAACUACUCCCUGCUCACCUCUCAAUUUAGUCCAUUCCCUGCUCACUUCCCAACACAACCACCCCCUGCUCACCUCCCAAUUCACCCCAUUCCCUGUUCACCUCCCAACACACCCCACUCCUGGCUCACCCACUCCAUUCACUCACUCCCUGCUCACCUCCAAAUUCACCUACUCUCUGUUCACCCCCUCCCUGCUUAUCUCCCAAUUCACCCACUGCCUGCUCACCAACUCCUGUUCACCUCAUUCACUGCUCACAUUCCAACUAACCCCAGUCCCCACUCACCUCACUCCCUGCUCACCUCACAUCCCAACUAACCCCACUCCCCCUCACCUCACUCCCAACUCACCCUCCUCCCAACUCUCCACAUUCCCUGUACACCUCCCAACUCACCCCACUCCCAGCUCACUUCGCUUCCCAAUUCACC